Molecule: messenger RNA, 2824 nt
Organism: Temnothorax curvispinosus
Lineage: Eukaryota; Metazoa; Arthropoda; Insecta; Hymenoptera; Formicidae
Product: fatty acid synthase-like
Exons: 6
Biological process (GO): fatty acid biosynthetic process
Molecular function (GO): fatty acid synthase activity
Source: RefSeq, a predicted model, not a curated record
UUUAAUCUUUAUUUAAACUAAAUGGGAAGCUAUUUCUUUUAUAUGUAUCGCAGAUUGGAUUAGUUGAUCUUUUAACAUCUAUUGGUGUAGUCCCCGAUUUUAUAAUCGGUCACUCUAUUGGUGAACUAAUCUGUGGAUAUGCCGAUGGAUGUUUAACGGCCGAAGAAACGGUUCUGUCGGCAUAUUUCAUCGGUUUAGCCCUUCACGAGUCGAAAAUAAUUAAUGGCUCCAUGGCUGAAAUUAAUCUGGACCUUGAAACCUUAAAAGUUAUGUGUCCUUCGGAUAUCGAUAUAGCUUGUUACAAUAGUUCUUCUAAUUUUAUUGUAAGCGGACCAACGAAUUCUAUAAAAACAUUCUUCACUAAAUUGCAGGCAAAUAGUAUACCUAUAAAAGAAAUUUCUUGUGGUUAUAUACCUUUUCAUAGUCGUUACAUCAAACCUGCUGUAGCUAAGUCUGAAGAAUACUUGAACCGAACAUUACCACAAAAAAAGUUUCACAGCUCAAAGUGGCUGACAACAUCCUCUUACGAGUACUCCAAUACUAUACCUUUAUGUUCAAAAUAUUAUACAAAUCACUUGUUGUCUCCGGUGUUAUUCGCAAAGAUGAUACGUUCAGUUCCAAAAGAUACAGUGACGAUUGAAAUAUCUCCUCAGAAUAUUCUUCAACACAUUUUAAACAAUUAUUUAUACUCUACAGUAACAAACGUAGCGCUAUAUGAACGAACCGGGGAUCAUAAUAAUGAGAUAUUUUUAGAAUCAAUCGGAAAACUUUAUAACGCAGGUUUGCAGCCACAGAUUGCAAAUCUUUAUCCGACAGUGGAAUUUCCUGUAAGCCGCGGUACCCCAAUGAUUUCUCCUCUCAUAAGAUGGAAUCAUUUAGAAGAUUUGUUUGUAAUGCGAGUUCGUCAAAAAGAAAUAAUUGACAAAAAGGAAAUAGUUGUCAGUAUUAGUACAAUUGAUGAAGAUUUUGCGUAUUUAACAGGCCAUGUCGUUAAUGAAAAAAAUUUAUUUCCUGCUAUGGGAUAUCUUUUUUAUAUCUGGGAAAUGAUUGCAUCGUUAAAAAACCAAGAAUAUAUCAAUACACCAAUUGUAUUUGAAGACGUUAAUUUUAUUCGUGCUACAGUACUAUCACAACAAAAUGAGAUUGAAUUAACUCUCUCGAUCCAAGAAGGUAGCAAUAGGUUUGAUAUAAUCGAAGGAGAUAAUGCUAUUGUUACUGGAACAGUACGAAUUCCAACUAAUAUUGAAAAUGAAAAAAUAUCAGCUAAUUUUGCUGAAUGUAUCGAUAGUGAAGAAGAAAUGAGUACAAAAGACAUCUACAAGGAAUUAAGACUUCGCGGUUAUCAAUAUGCUGGCGCAUUUCGUGGAUUAAAAAGCGCAUCGGUUACUGGAUCAAACGGCCAUAUCGCAUGGACAUGUAAUUGGGUGGCAUUUAUGGACAGUAUGUUACAGAUGAUGAUUUUAGGACAGAAUUCAAGAAGCCUUUAUGUUCCAAUAAGAAUUCGCAAACUGACUAUCGAUCCGAAAUAUCACACACAGAUAAUUCAGGAUUAUCCAAUUGGAGAUAGACAAUUCUCUGUUCGUCGUUACAAGUCUUUAGACGCUAUAAUAUCUGGAGGAAUAGAAAUUUGUGGCAUUGUGGCUACACCUAUAUCUCGCCGGCAAAAAGUAGUUAAUACCGUUCUUGAAGAAUACAAAUUUGUUGCUCAUCGUGAUUUAGGUACUAUAUCGUUGCAAGAUGCAAUAAGAAUGUCGAUGCACAUUGCACUCGAAUGUUGCAAUAUGAUAAAUAUUAAAAUUAUCGAAUUUGUCGAUGAUAGUGACAAAGUGAUACCAGAAGAUUUAAAUUCUCCACUUAUUAGUGAAAUCUUUAAUAAUUUACCGCAAAUUCGACACCACACUAAACUCGUGACGACCCACGAGAAAUUCCCAAAUAUUUCUUUGCCCGACAACGUUUCUACAACGGAAAUUACGAAGUUGUCGAAGGACGAGAAUUGUUUGAUAGUCCUUGGUUUUGAUAUUUUGACAAAAAAUAGCAAAAAAUUAUAUAAACAGUUGUUGUCUCUGUUAAUGCCACAGGGUUUUCUACUGACUUUGGAGGAAUCUGGUGCGGUCUAUGAUUAUUCAUGCCUGAAAACGUAUGAGUUAGAUAUCAUAUUGGAAAAACAAAUAAAUGACAAGAAGCUUUUGUUAUUAAGAAAAACGCGAAAUAUUGCGAAAAACCAGUGGAUUGUACAUGUGAACAAUUACGAAUUUUUAUGGGUAAAUGAACUAAAAUCAAUCAUGAAUGUAGAAAACGAGACUAGUGUAGAUACGGAGAUAAUUCUCGUUUCGGAAGGAGACUUCGAAUGCGGGCUACUCGGUUUUAUUAAAUGCUUGCGAAAAGAACCAGGCGGCGAAAUAAUUAGAAGCGUAUUUAUUCAAGAUGACAAAGCGCCUACAUUUUCUUUGCAAGAACCAUUGUACGCGAAGCAGCUACAGUUGGAUUUACCCAUCAACGUUAUACGUUCUGGUAACGUUUGGGGAUCAUACAGCCAUUUACCAUUACCAUCGUUGGAAUCAAAACUUGUUCAGAGCGCUUACGUUACGCAGAUGGUACAAGGAGAUCUGAGUACUCUCUGCUGGGCACAGAGCAGAAUGUCUCGCAUUAACCGUGAAAACCUCGUUGAUGUAAUUUAUACGUCUGUUAAUUUUAAAGAUAUCAUGAUAGCUACUGGUAGACUCAACCCUGAAACGUUUGAACGCGGUAACGACUGUUUUAUUGGCUUGGAAUUUGUUGGUUUCAAUACGCAUAAGCAGAGGAUAAUGGGAUUAUGUUCACACGG